Messenger RNA from Penicillium argentinense, 2115 nucleotides. RefSeq lists its product as uncharacterized. The transcript has 5 exons. NCBI's taxonomy places the organism in Eukaryota, Fungi, Ascomycota, Eurotiomycetes, Eurotiales, Aspergillaceae. The coding region runs from base 1 to 2115 and encodes 704 amino acids. Gene Ontology annotation, cellular component: nuclear pore; cytoplasm. Gene Ontology annotation, molecular function: GTPase activator activity. The record is from RefSeq and is a predicted model, not a curated record. Gene Ontology annotation, biological process: intracellular transport.
AUGGCGUCCACAUCGGACGAGCCGAAGCCCUCGGAGGGUGGGAAGACUCAGAUUGAGCAGAGCAACUUGGCAGAGUCGGCGGUGACCCACGAUCCUCCUCACUCCCCGCCUUCCGACAAUGACGGCGGCGAGCGUCCUGUUCGCAAACAACUCAGAGAAACGACCAUCGAGUCAACCCCGGCCAAGGAAAAUGGUAGAAAGCGAUCCUUUGAAGAAUCCCGAGAUGAUCUGAACAACUACCCCGACGAUGGCGAAGGAAGAAGGAAGCGAUCGCGAUCGUCCACACCCACCAACGAACAGUCUUCCGAGACGGCCAAGGCCAAGGAAGCAAGCUCUGCUACUACCGCGCCUUCUGAACAAAACGUGAGUGGAAACUCCGACACACCCAAGGACCCGAUCUCGGCCACAAAGAAGGAUCAAGUCCAGGACGAACGCACCACCGAGGUGUCCCCUCUCGAAACAGAAGCACUAGAACCCAAGAAAUCCCCGAAGGUUGAUGCAGCUGCCCCACUAGCGCAUUCAGAGCCUGAAGAUCAACGGGAGUAUCGCAAUGAUUCGGUGCCGAAGGCGGACGAUGAGCACUCCGUGAAGCGUGAUCCCUCUGCAGAAUCCUCGGAGGUUGGUACAGCUACCGACAUGGCGCAUCCAGAGCACGAUCCGGUGUCCGAAGACCAACGGGAGCGUUGCAAUGAUUCGGUGCCGGAGGCAGACGAUGAGCAUCCCGAGAAGCGUGAUCUCUCUUGUGAAAUUCCAGACAAUGAUCAAGAAUUCGAUUCCCCUCUACCGUCCCCGGAAUCAAGCUAUUCCCCAGACCCCAAUCUUUUUCCAAAUUCCCCGGAAUCCCGCGAUUCUCCGAAUCCUGAUCUCCCCAAGUCUCCGGCCAGUGAACCUGGAUUUUCUGCUGAGACUCAACCCAGCAGCUCGGAGGCGCAAAUGCCAGAAAGUCAGCAUGAAGUCGAUGUUAACGACGACCCGUCAUCCCAGGAAACCUCGAAUUCCGGAGCCACCGACUCUUCAAAGGGUCUAACAAAGAAGCGAAGCAGAGAGCAGCUCGAUCAGGAGUCCCCUAAGAAAUCAGAUGCGAUGAAGGAUUCGACACAGACAACUGCUCAAGGUGAAAAUUCUACGGCCCAAGAAGAGCGAGAGACGAAGCGACCCCGGGAUAACUCAGAAGAGAAGGACAAGGAAAAUACCAACAAGGUUUGCAUUUCCCCCUUCGCUAUCCUACUUAAUGAUCUUGUCGUUUUGACUAACCAUCAUCUGCAGCUGUUCUCUCAAAGCGCUUUCGCUAACGCAUCGGUCGAUUCUCCGUUUGCAAAACUCGCCACGGCAAAGCCACCGGCACCCACUGAAGCGCCUGCGGCUACUGACAAGCCUGCCUCUAGCUCCGCAUUUGCAGGAUCGACACUGGGUAGCUUUGCCGGGUCUGAUAAGUCGCCUUUCGGUGUCCUUGGAGCAUCAACGUCAUCUGUCUUCAAAUCAGCUAGUCCCUUCGGAUCCACUGGCACCGCUGGUACUAGCGCUCUCGGUGGCUUCGGCGGUAUUGGAGGUGGCUUUGGAUCUGCCAGCACUGGCCUGACAAGCUUUGCCUCUCCCAACGUAUCCUCCACUUUCGGCGAGACCAAGCCCAAGCCACUUGGCGCAGAAGAUUCCGAAAAUGAAGAGGAAGAAGAAGACGACGACGAGGAAAAUGAUACGUUCGAGGCAGCUAAGACCGACGAGCGUUUCUACGCGCAGACCAUUGAAACUGGCGAGGAAGAAGAGAGCACCAUUUUUGCAUGCAAGGCAAAGUUGUAUGGUUUCUCAGCCGGCGAGUGGAAGGAACGCGGUAUUGGUACCUUCAAGCUCAACGUGCGGCAUGUUGACGGAAAGCGACUCGGCCGUAUGAUCAUGCGCGCAGACGGGGCUUUACGGGUCAUGCUAAACAGCCCCGUCUUUCAGGGCAUGAAAUAUGGGGAUGCCAAGAGCCAGGCUCCCACAAGUCGGCUUGUUUAUUUGGCAAGCAUGGAAGAUGGACACACUCUUCCUCUACUCCUGCGCACGCCCAACGAAGGAUAUGCCCAGGACUUGUUCGAGGCCAUCAAGGGGCUUUUGGCUGGAGGGGAUGAGGAGUAA